Messenger RNA from Laetiporus sulphureus 93-53, 1130 nucleotides. RefSeq lists its product as uncharacterized. The annotation marks the transcript as partial. The transcript is spliced from 7 exons. Gene Ontology annotation, molecular function: nucleic acid binding; 3'-5' exonuclease activity. Gene Ontology annotation, cellular component: nucleus. NCBI's taxonomy places the organism in Eukaryota, Fungi, Basidiomycota, Agaricomycetes, Polyporales, Laetiporaceae. The record is from RefSeq and is a predicted model, not a curated record. Gene Ontology annotation, biological process: rRNA processing.
GUUUCUUUUCUUGCACCAUGUCCUCUGCCGCGGCACCGAAGUCGGUUGCAAAAGCAAGACAAGGCUUGAAGGUACAUGCACAGCGGCCGUCGUCUAACUGGCUUGCUCUUCAGAAGAAACUGCCUUCUGUCCCUUCAAAAACACCAGGAGAAGCGAAUAAGUCCUCUUCAUUGGCGGAUGUCCGAAGUAGGAAGCGGAGGAAGCUAGAAAGUGAUAGUGUUCGUUCCUCACCCACCGCAUUCUCCGCCGGCGACACCUUUCCUCGGGGCUCCUCCCCCUCUGCACCCUCACUUCGGUCUCCACCCAUGACGAUACCCCCGAACGACCUCAGCACACUCAACACGCGCACCAGCGAGCCCCUAUCCUCGCUACGCGCCAUGAUCGCCGGCACGCUCGCCGUGCCAGCCUCCCACACGCAACCAGGCAAGUACCUCUCGCUCGACUGCGAGAUGGUCGGCGUCGGGCUCGAAGGCGCCGAGUCUGCCCUCGCGCGCGUCUCGCUCGUCAACUUCCACGGCGUCGUCCUCCUCGACGUGUUCGUCCGCCCGAAGGAGCGUGUCGUCGACUAUCGCACACAGUUCUCUGGUAUCCGUCCGCGCGACAUGGUCAAUGCCAAAUCGUUCGAAGAGGCUCAGAAGGAGGUGGCGGAUCUGCUCGAGGACCGGAUACUCGUCGGGCAUGCUGUGCAUAAUGACCUCAAGGCCCUGCUCCUCUCACAUCCCCGCCCGUACACACGCGACACGCAGAUCUACGCAUUCAGGCACAAUCUCACGCGCUCGCGCCGCAUCGCGCUGAGGCACCUCGUCCGCCAGGAGCUCGGCGUGGUGAUCCAGGAGGGUGAACAUUCAAGUGUCAUCGAUGCGCGGGCAACGAUGGCUGUUUACCGGCUGCAUCGGCGUGAGUGGGAGAAGGGCCAUAGUCAUAAGCCAUCGACGGGUGCUAAAGGGAAGAAGCGCGCGCGGGCGGACGUCGAGGCGGAGGACGAUGAGAAGGGAGAUGAUGAGCGGGAGUCAAUGACCGACGACACGCGGAGCAAAGCGUCGACAUCCAAGAAACACAGGACGAAUGCUACCGAGUUCCCCGGCGGUGGGCGGAAAGGCAUCAGCUCGGGCCUGUCGGUGGUCGUGCGG